Eruca vesicaria subsp. sativa (arugula) is the source of this 2245-nucleotide messenger RNA. NCBI's taxonomy places the organism in Eukaryota, Viridiplantae, Streptophyta, Magnoliopsida, Brassicales, Brassicaceae. The record is from the annotation of a GenBank genome assembly.
GUUACAUACUUUGAAUCUUUCAGAGUUCGCAUCUACUUGGCCCUUCUUCACGUCCUCUCCUUGAUCGUCUCAAGAUAAGACUUCUUUCACGUCUCUUUCAGAUGAACAUGGCCGGAGAAGAAUCUUCCGUUAACACCUCCGGUGAAUCCAAUGGAAAAAUACAGCUAAAAAAGGUUGGUCUUGUUUACGACGAGACCAUGUGCAAACACGACACACCUUACGGCGAGUCUCACCCUGAGUGUCCUGAUCGUAUCAGAGUCAUCUGGGAGAACCUUCAGCUCGCUGGAGUCACUCAAAGAUGUGUGGUUCUUGGUGGUAGCAAAGCAGAAGAUAACCAUCUUCAAUUGGUUCACACAAAGAACCAUGUUAAUCUAAUUAAGAAUAUAAGCACAAAGAAAAAAGAUUCUCAGAGAGACAGGAUUGCUUCAUAUUUGAAUUCAAUAUAUCUAAAUGGAAGUUCAUCUGAAGCUGCAUAUCUUGCAGCUGGUUCUGUUGUAGAGGUGACAGAGAAAGUUGCCAAAGGAGAGUUAGAUAGUGGCUUUGCUAUUGUCAGGCCACCAGGGCACCAUGCUGAGGCAAAUGAAGCCAUGGGGUUCUGUUUAUUCAACAAUGUUGCAGUUGCUGCUAGUUAUUUACUCAAUGAAAGACCUGAUCUUGGUGUCAAGAAGAUUCUGAUUGUUGAUUGGGAUGUGCAUCACGGAAACGGCACACAGAAGAUGUUCUGGGAAGAUCCUCGUGUACUAGUUUUCUCUGUUCAUAGGUAUGAGGGUGGAAGCUUCUAUCCAGGGGGUGGUGAUGGAGAUUACAACAUGGUUGGGGAAGGUGCAGGUGAAGGGUUCAAUAUAAAUGUUCCAUGGGAGCAAGGAAGAUGUGGAGAUGCAGAUUAUCUUGCUGCUUGGGACCAUAUCUUGAUUCCUGUGGCUAAGGAGUUUAAUCCUGAUAUCAUCUUGUUAUCAGCUGGAUUUGAUGCAGCUAUUGGUGAUCCACUUGGUGGUUGCCGAGUUACUCCAUAUGGAUAUGCAGUUAUGUUGAAGAAGCUUAUGGAGUUUGCACAAGGAAAGAUUGUGAUGGCGUUAGAAGGAGGUUACAAUCUUGACUCAAUUGCAAAGUCUUCACUAGCAUGUGUACAAGUUUUGCUUGAAGACAAACCAAUUCUAGAUUCUUCUGAAGCACCCCCAUUCAUGUCCACAGGGCGUGUCAUAAAAGCAGUACGUAAGAGGCUAUGUGCUUAUUGGCCUUCACUUGCAGAUGCUUUGUCAUCAAAGCUGAUUGAUCAGAAAACUCCUACUCCAAUUGUCCUUACGUCUAGCUCCAUCUCUGAAGCUAAAGACCACACUCAUGAACUCAUAGAUCAAAUGUCGAAACUCAACAUUGAAAACCACCAAGUAGAUACUAAGGUUUCUACAUCUUCUUGGAGAAGUGAUCUCUCAAAGGUUGAUGUUUGGUAUGCAUCUUUUGGAUCCAACAUGUGGAAACAAAGGUUCCUUUGCUAUAUUCAAGGAGGACAAGUGGAGGGAAUGGCAAAUCCAUGUGUUGGUUCAAUGGAUAAAAGACCACCAAAGGGAAUAACGUGGGGAACAUAUCCAAACAGGUUAUUCUUUGGCCGUGAAUCUACAAAUGUUUGGGGUCCAGGAGGAGUUGCUUUCACCAAUCCCCUUACUAGUCCCAAUGAUCAAACUCACAUGUGUUUGUACAGAAUCACUCUUGAGCAGUUCAACGAUGUUCUGUUUCAGGAAAAUGGCUUGAAUAUAGAUUUUGAUUCUCCAAUCUUUGAUCUAACUUCUCUGAAGUUAGUAGAGAACAAUGGAUCCACUCCACUUGAAGCUACUCUGGCUCCUUGGUAUGGAAACGUUGUCUGCUUGGGAAGAGAAGGCGAUGUACCUAUACUGACAAUGACUUGCUCACUUUCUGUUAUUGAGAAGUUCUUAUCUGGUGAGGUGCCAUUAAGUCCUCCUGCAAAAGCCUAUGCCAACACUUUGAUAAGGGGACUUGUUGAAGGAGGAAUAUUCUCUGAAGAAGAAGCUGAGGCUUAUAUAGACAAUGCUGCUUCUAAACCUCUCUAAGAUUAUUAGGAGCUGAGUUAUUCAGUUACUAUUGAAACCACAGGUAUUAUGAAACUUUUGUCAUAUUGAAAUGACAUUUGUAAAUGUUACAAUUUGUCAUAAGACAAAUACAAUAAAGAUGGAAAGAAGAAUUAUGUAAACAUGAUAUGAUUAUCUUAAACUAAAUAGAUUGUUGAAAACAA